AUGUGGAGGAGUUGCAGCACGGGCCGAAGGACGGAGCAGCGAGCAGCUGCAAACUUCUUCCACGUGGAGAACAUGCCCGUCCCACAGAUUUGUGCCAUGCUGAAGACGGACGCCGAACGCGGCCUUACCGAGGAGAUGGCCUGCGCUCGACUCGCGAAGGACGGCCCGAAUCAGCUGCAGCAGCUGCCGAGGAUGUCCGGCGAGAUAAUGGAGAUGCAGAGUUUGCAGGCCCGCUUGCAGAAGGAGAUCGAAGCUAAUCUCAGGGUGGAGCUGCAACGCUUUGUCGUGGAAGAGCUCCAGGUGCGACGGCUCAACGAGCUUGAGGCCCUCCAAAAGGAGGACAGCAGGCACAGCGCAGAUAUCGAUGCGCUCCGAGAUUAG
This is a messenger RNA of Symbiodinium sp. CCMP2456, 381 nucleotides long. NCBI's taxonomy places the organism in Eukaryota, Dinophyceae, Suessiales, Symbiodiniaceae. The record is from the annotation of a GenBank genome assembly.